Entrophospora candida is the source of this 922-nucleotide messenger RNA. The record is from the annotation of a GenBank genome assembly. NCBI's taxonomy places the organism in Eukaryota, Fungi, Glomeromycota, Glomeromycetes, Entrophosporales, Entrophosporaceae.
AUGAUUGAUGAAUUAUAUAUCAAACAAAAUUUAUUAAAAUCGAUUUCAAUAAAAUCACAGAAAAUCACUAAUUUGAUAAUUUCAGAUGAAACUUUUGAGAGUGAAUUAAAAUUUUUAAUUUCUAGACAAAGAAACUUAAACAAAAUUAUAGCAAGAAAUUGCAAUUUUGAAAAAUCAAUAUUCAAAUCAUUAAUGGAUUAUUGUAAUAAUAGUUUGAGUGUGUUGGAAUUUUACAAUUUUAGAUUUGAGCCAAUGUCUUUAGAUUUAUUAAGAAAAUGUAAAAAUUUAAAGAUUUUAAAACUUGAAUUCGUUAAAUAUAAUGGUAGUAAGGAAUUAUAUAGAUUAUUAGGUCAAAUUAAAUUCUUAAAAUUGAAAAAUCUUAGCUUAAAAUUAAUUGAUUAUGAAACGUCAUACGAUGCACAAUAUAAUUUUGGUCCUACAAUAGAAGAAUUUUAUGAGAUUUUUAAAACUAAUGGCCUUAAUUUGAAUAUCCUAAAAUUAGAAAUAAACUUUGAGAAAUAUUCAGAAGCUUUAAGUAUUAUAGGAAAAAAUUGUAAAAAUUUAAAAGAAAUAGAAGUAAUUGGAAAUUAUGAUGUUAAGGAUUUGCUGAUAUUUUUAAAUCAACCUUUAAAUCUUAAAAAAUUAAGUUUAGGUGACAUUAAUCCAAUAGAAAUAUUGUUACAAAUUCCAAAUUUAAUUGCAAUUAAAAAAUUAUCCUAUUUUUAUACAAAUUGGGUAUUCUAUACAUCUGAAAUUUUAAAUAUUUUAAACAAUUGGGAAGCUCCAUGUUUAGAAUUUAGUUAUUGGUGUGCUGAAAAUUUGUUAGAAUUACAUGAAAAAAUGUUUAUAAAUUAUUAUCAAGAAAGAAUUAAUAGAAACUUAAAUGAAGAUAAAAUAAAGAAAAUGAAUUUUAUGAUUAAGA